AUGAAUGCAUACCUCACCAAGCAACACGGCUGCAACCGGGGGUCCGAUGGGAUGGAUGCCGGCAGGAGUGCACCCACACUGAUCAGGGAUGCCCACUGCGCUUGUGGCUGGCAGAGGAACCCUCAUGGGCUUGGGUAUAAUUCUCAGACCAUGCCCUCCUCAGGACCAGGGGGCCCAGCUUCAAACAGGACCAAGCUGGUCACUUUGUGGGACAGUGUGCGGAAAAGCCCCCACAAGACGAGCGCUAAAGGCAAAGGGACUUGUGGGGAGCGUUGCGCCUGCCCACAUGGUUGGUUCAGCCCAGCACAGGCCAGCCCUGCUCCUAUAAUUGUCAACACAGAUACUUUGGACACGAUUCCUUAUGUCAAUGGGACAGAAAUUGAAUAUGAGUUUGAAGAAAUUACAUUGGAAAGGGGGAAUUCUGGCCUGGGAUUCAGUAUUGCUGGAGGGACAGAUAAUCCCCACAUUGGAGAUGACCCUGGCAUAUUUAUUACGAAGAUUAUACCGGGUGGUGCUGCAGCAGAGGAUGGCAGACUCAGGGUCAAUGAUUGUAUCUUGCGGGUGAACGAAGUCGAUGUGUCAGAGGUUUCCCACAGUAAGGCCGUGGAAGCCCUCAAAGAAGCGGGCUCUAUUGUCCGGCUGUACGUGCGUAGAAGACGCCCCAUUCUGGAGACUGUCGUGGAAAUCAAAUUGUUCAAAGGACCUAAAGGUUUAGGCUUCAGUAUUGCAGGAGGUGUGGGGAACCAACACAUUCCCGGAGACAACAGCAUUUAUGUAACCAAAAUUAUAGAUGGGGGAGCUGCACAGAAAGAUGGAAGGUUGCAAGUGGGAGAUAGACUGCUAAUGGUGAACAACUACAGUUUAGAAGAAGUGACUCAUGAAGAGGCGGUAGCAAUAUUGAAGAACACAUCUGAUGUCGUUUAUCUAAAAGUUGGCAAACCCACCACCAUUUAUAUGACCGAUCCUUAUGGUCCACCUGACAUUACUCACUCUUAUUCUCCACCGAUGGAAAACCAUCUACUUUCUGGCAACAAUGGAACUUUAGAAUAUAAAACUUCCCUGCCGCCCAUCUCUCCAGGAAGGUACUCACCGAUUCCAAAGCACAUGCUUGUUGAAGAUGAUUACACCAGGCCUCCGGAACCUGUUUACAGCACUGUGAACAAACUGUGUGAUAAGCCUACUUCUCCCAGGCACUAUUCCCCUGUUGAGUGUGACAAAAGCUUCCUUCUCUCAGCUCCCUACCCCCACUACCACCUAGGCCUGCUCCCUGACUCUGAGAUGACCAGUCAUUCUCAGCACAGCACGGCAACCCGCCAGCCUUCGGUAACUCUCCAACGGGCCAUCUCCCUGGAAGGGGAGCCCCGCAAGGUUGUCCUGCACAAAGGCUCCACUGGCCUGGGCUUCAACAUCGUGGGCGGGGAAGAUGGAGAAGGUAUUUUUGUAUCAUUCAUUCUGGCUGGUGGACCAGCAGAUCUGAGUGGGGAGCUCCAGAGAGGAGACCAGAUCCUAUCCGUGAAUGGCAUUGACCUCCGUGGAGCAUCCCAUGAGCAGGCCGCAGCUGCACUGAAGGGGGCUGGACAGACGGUGACGAUUAUAGCACAAUACCAACCUGAAGAUUACGCUCGAUUUGAGGCCAAAAUCCAUGACCUACGAGAGCAGAUGAUGAACCACAGCAUGAGUUCCGGGUCCGGGUCCCUGCGAACCAAUCAGAAACGCUCCCUGUAUGUCAGAGCCAUGUUUGACUAUGACAAGAGCAAGGACAGUGGGCUGCCAAGUCAAGGACUUAGUUUUAAGUAUGGAGAUAUUCUCCAUGUUAUCAACGCCUCAGAUGAUGAGUGGUGGCAAGCCAGAAGAGUCACACUGGAGGGGGACAGUGAAGAGAUGGGGGUCAUCCCUAGCAAACGGAGGGUGGAAAGAAAGGAGCGUGCCCGGUUGAAGACAGUGAAGUUUAAUGCGAAACCCGGAGUGAUUGAUUCAAAAGGGGACAUCCCCGGAUUAGGUGACGACGGUUAUGGAACAAAGACUCUGAGAGGGCAAGAAGACUUCAUUCUUUCUUAUGAGCCUGUCACAAGGCAAGAAAUAAACUAUACCCGGCCAGUGAUUAUCCUGGGUCCCAUGAAGGAUCGGAUCAAUGAUGACUUGAUAUCUGAAUUCCCUGAUAAAUUUGGCUCCUGUGUGCCUCAUACUACGAGGCCAAAGCGGGACUAUGAGGUGGAUGGCAGAGACUAUCACUUUGUCAUUUCCAGAGAACAAAUGGAGAAAGAUAUCCAAGAGCACAAGUUUAUAGAAGCUGGCCAGUACAAUGACAAUUUAUAUGGAACUAGUGUGCAGUCUGUGAGAUUUGUAGCAGAAAGGGGCAAACACUGUAUACUUGAUGUGUCAGGAAAUGCUAUCAAGCGGUUACAAGUUGCCCAGCUCUAUCCCAUUGCCAUCUUCAUUAAGCCCAAAUCUCUGGAACCUCUCAUGGAGAUGAAUAAACGUCUAACAGAGGAACAAGCAAAGAAAACCUAUGAUCGUGCAAUUAAGCUAGAACAGGAAUUUGGAGAAUAUUUUACAGCUAUUGUCCAAGGAGACACCUUAGAAGAUAUAUAUAAUCAAUGCAAGCUUGUUAUUGAAGAGCAAUCUGGGCCUUUCAUCUGGAUUCCCUCAAAGGAGAAGUUAUAAAUUAGCUACUGCACCUCCAACAAUGACAGAAGAGCAUUUAGAAGAACAAAAUAUAUAUAAUAUACUACUUGGAGGCUUUUA
Panthera uncia (snow leopard) is the source of this 2745-nucleotide messenger RNA. RefSeq names its product disks large homolog 2. Gene Ontology annotation, molecular function: kinase binding. The record is from RefSeq and is a predicted model, not a curated record. Bases 1 to 2664 code for a protein of 887 amino acids. Lineage: Eukaryota; Metazoa; Chordata; Mammalia; Carnivora; Felidae. Gene Ontology annotation, biological process: chemical synaptic transmission. The transcript has 22 exons. Gene Ontology annotation, cellular component: postsynaptic density membrane; neuron projection; neuromuscular junction.